This is a messenger RNA of Fomitiporia mediterranea MF3/22, 1988 nucleotides long. RefSeq lists its product as uncharacterized. NCBI's taxonomy places the organism in Eukaryota, Fungi, Basidiomycota, Agaricomycetes, Hymenochaetales, Hymenochaetaceae. Gene Ontology annotation, biological process: protein import into peroxisome membrane. Bases 112 to 1920 code for a protein of 602 amino acids. Gene Ontology annotation, molecular function: protein-macromolecule adaptor activity. The transcript has 8 exons. The record is from RefSeq and is a predicted model, not a curated record. Gene Ontology annotation, cellular component: peroxisomal membrane.
CUCACCUUGGAUUACAUUUUCUAAGCUUUGCCGUUUGCAUAAUUACUUGGAACGAGCGAUUCGGGUCGUCUAUUUUGGUUCAGUCGGCAGAAGCUCACCUACCUCGACGCUAUGUUCAAUCGAAUACGAAACUACUUUUACGAGCGGAGGAGAACAUUAUGGACUGCAGCGGGUGUAGCAGGGGCGUUCUACUUGGCGGGAAAAUACGUCACUGAAAGGUUGGAGGACAUGCGCGAGCAAGCGAUGCAAAUGCAGAAGUCUCGAGAGAAUUUACGCAGACGAUUUACCCAAAAUCAAGAAGACAUCAUGUUCACUAUAAUGGCUCAUUUGCGUACACUUGAAAAUGCGAUUCUGGAGGGUAUGGAUGUUGAGGGUGUAACUCAGGAACUGCAAUCGCGAUCAAGACUUGCACGGACUGCUGUGCGUGCGCAUUCGCCGAAUCCACCUCUGUCGGACUCCAGUCUUGCUUCGAGUGUGGAGUUCUCGCAACCUUCAUCUCCCAUACCCCCAUCACAUAGGAGGGACGGAGGGAGUGGAGAAUCACGGACAGGGCCGGGGACGAGUACUGCAGGGUGUUCAAAUGGUUUAAGUGGGAUGGAGGAGUCUAUGGUUAGCACUGCGUCGACGUCUCAAGGACAAAGCUGGGUACAGGAUUUUGGUUCGCAAAUUGCUGGAUCCUCGACAAUGGAUCAAGGACCUGCUUUAGCCAUCCCGACUCCCUCUAAUAGUCAUCAUCGACAAGAAUCAUCACUCACGUCUCCGUUGUCAAAUGCGGGUACAGGGGCGAACAUGUCGGAUUCGAUAACUAGCGAGUCGAUGACUUCGGCGAGCGCAAGCGAUUCACGUGCUGGACGAUCUGAGAACAGUGAACAAGAACCACACCCACUUAGCUCGAAGUCGAAGGGAGAGUUGUGGCAUGAAGUCAAAAUUUUAACAUUCACCCGCACGCUAACAAUAAUCUACUCUACCACCCUCCUCUCGUUACUCACAACAAUGCAACUCAACGUCAUCGGGCGCUCGAAAUACCUCCAAUCCAUUGUCCAACUGCACCGUGAAGAGAAGCUCCGCGAGUAUCAGGCGUACCAAUCAUCAAUUGCUGCUCUAUUCUUUGGAGGUUAUCCUGGAGAAGAUGACCUUGAGCGAUGGUUAGAAGAGGAUGUGCAGGAUGUCGGAGUUAUUACGUCUGAUUUGGAGAGAAAGUUCUUGACACUUAGUUGGUGGUUGUUAUAUGUUGGGUGGAAGGAUGUUGGUGAACGGGUGAGGAAAAGCGUUGAAGAAGUGUUUGAGAGUGUCUCGCUGAAGUCAAGACUCGGACCACUGGAACUUCAUAGAUUAAUACAAGACGUACGGAGGCGAGUCGAGCAUGAAGUUACAUACGAAGGAACGGAACGUAGAAUAAACUUCUUGUCAACAAUCGUCCCUCCAACACCGGAGACCUUAGCUCUCGUGUUCGGCGAAGGCGGAGUCCCAGGCUACCUUACGUCUUCAUCCUCCUCUCGACCUACACCCUCUUCCCAAUUGGCCUCCGCCUCCGCCUCCACGUCUACAUCUACCAUGAGCACAGCACAUCCGCCGAAUCCAGAAUCAGACCCUGCUUUCGCACAACUACUGAUGGAACUUCGCGCAACAGCAGCCUCACCUGCAUUCGCAGCUGUCCUCGAAGCUUCUUUGGAUCGCGGGAUGGACGUAUUGCUCGAUGGACUACGAAAAAGCGUUUUCCAUAGUAUGGAUCAGGUCACAAACGAGGACGUGGAAAUUGAGAAGCCGCGUCUUGCGAAUAUAUUACCUGGACUUGCGAGGUGGUCACAUACUGCGCUUAACACGGUGCCGAAUGAGCUUGUUGACAGUAUAACAGAGCUCAAAGAGACGCGAGCAUUCUCUGCGAUUAUUUAUUCUAAUUAUGACCACCGGUUACGAUGAGCUUUGCUGAUAUUUUAUGUUUUGCGAACUUUUGUUGAUGUUGACGGACAGUUAAUUGCACACGUUCU